AUGUCCCCAGAUAAAUCAACUACGAAAGAUACACAGAAUCGGUCUCUUCAGACCAUCAUACCCGAUAGAACGCAAACAGCUACCGUCGCCACCGCACCCGUGCUGACGAUCAAGAAGCCUCGCAUUCGACGUCUUGUACCUGCGACCGUCAUUGACGACUCUAAACCUCGCGUGAGUACCUCAGCGAACCUGAGUGCGCCAAACGCCGUGUCGUUUGCGCCGACGAGGCUGCACCCUCGCCACCGUCGAGUUCAUUCGGUGGUAACAUCGGAAGACGAUGCACUCGUGCCAUCUACGGCCAACGGAGCUCUCAGUGACCUCUCUACAGUGGUGCAGAGCUCCUUGCUGACGUCUGAGCCUCAGAGCACGCCACCCAAGUCUAGCCUCCAAAGUAGGGUGUCAACGUGCCGUGUUCCGGCCAAACGGAAGCGUGGCAUUGAGUUCGACGACGCCUAUAUGGACACUGCCUCAGAAUCAUCGGCUUCUAGUGAGGAGUGGCACGCUAUCACAGACGACGUCGAAAGUAAUACCAGCGAGACCUCGCUCGACUCUCGCGAUCUUGGCGACGAGCUCGCGUUCAUCUGCGAGAUACCUGCCCCGAGGGCCGGUUCCAACAGGACCUCGAGAACCGGUGGCGCGUUGGGCAAGGGUGACAAUGGAUCUCCCAGUAGCCUCAAUACUCGACCAAGAUGGGAUGAGGCCGCCGCCAGACGCCGAUACCUGCGUAAACGAGCUCAAAUCGAACGGUCACCGCCACCUCGUGUAGGGCCCAGCCAGUCCAUUCUCCGCAAGCGCCGGCGUGUUGAAGUAGCCACGGAGAGCACAGAUCUGCAUGUGUCCUCCGAGGCGCCCUCGUCUUCUGCUACUGGCAUCGCAUCUUCAUCUCAUGAAGAACGAUCGACGCCACCGAAGUCUGAAAAGCCCGUGGCCGUGAGGCAGGGUAGUUUCUUCAGCGUUGGUGAAUACACCUUCAGGUUCACUCGACAGACGCAAAACUAUGCUAUACCCGAGGAUGAAUACCGAGACAACGGGGGCGUUGUCAUAGACCACGGACAGUUCAUGUCGACGACCACGGGUCGGCCCGGAGAGAUGAAUGUGCUCUGGCUCCUCUUGCAUGACUCGCAGUGGCUGGCCCACCAUGAUCAGUGGUCGGAAUACCGUGUCCCGACGGCGCCUCGUCCUGCAGGGAAUUGA
Messenger RNA from Peniophora sp. CBMAI 1063, 1194 nucleotides. The record is from the annotation of a GenBank genome assembly. NCBI's taxonomy places the organism in Eukaryota, Fungi, Basidiomycota, Agaricomycetes, Russulales, Peniophoraceae.